Molecule: messenger RNA, 450 nt
Organism: Symbiodinium sp. CCMP2592
Lineage: Eukaryota; Dinophyceae; Suessiales; Symbiodiniaceae
Source: the annotation of a GenBank genome assembly
AUGAUCUCCGUCGAUCUGCUCGUGCACAACCUGGCCGUGCUGGGCGGAUUCGUGCUGCUGGUCCUCAUGGUGAUCUGGACUGAAGGUCUCUACGAUCUCAGUGAGGCCGGGCAAAGACUUUUCGUGGAUGGGAGUUUGACUGGCUGGAGUUCUUCGCUGGCCAUGCAAAUGGCACCCGAGCUGUGCGGCUUCGUGGGUUUAAAGGGGGUCACUCUGCUGUGCUACCUCAUCACCGCCUGCGGUGGCUGCUGGAUUCUGGAACAGCCAAGUGGAUCCUUGAUGGAGUACUACCCCACUUGGCGGCAUCUGUUGGUUGCUUUGUUCCAGGUUGAUGGAAUGGGAGCCGAGAGUUCCCCAGUCAGGCAUACAUUUGGUGCAGAUCGAUUGCUUUGUGUGUUCCCGCAUGCGUCACAUUCAGGCAAGCCAGCGAUUUGUCAUGAAUUAAAUUAA